Molecule: messenger RNA, 1408 nt
Organism: Tigriopus californicus
Lineage: Eukaryota; Metazoa; Arthropoda; Copepoda; Harpacticoida; Harpacticidae
Exons: 8
Coding region: 290-1366 (358 amino acids)
Source: RefSeq, a predicted model, not a curated record
AUGUGGAGCACAAACUAAGAGGGCCUUCAUUCCCUCUCACUAGAAAUAUACAUGAAAAUUCCCAUUUUCAAAAUGUCUCCUAUGUGAUUUAUGUUCCCUGGAGAGCAUGCAAAUGUGGCGAUAAGCAGAGUAGUGAACCCGAGGAACCCAAAACAGACAUUUUCUACCGCGUGCCCAUUUCGUUUCGCUAAGUUCGCUGCACCUUCUGCCCAACCAAGGGCAACCCAAAAAACGACAAAACUGUCAGUGGUGGUGGUCGAGGUGUUGGUGGUUGGAUGUGAAGUCAAGAAUGGGCAGAUAUGAUUCUCCGGGCCAAAUAGGCGCCCUCUUUCUGGGUGCCGCCUUGGUCAGCAUGGCCAUCAUCUCCGUGGUCCGUAUCGAAGCCCUCAAGCGCUAUGGAUCGAGUGAGAUCAUGGAUCAGACUAAGAGUCCCAAUGUGGGCCCAGCUGAGCCGGAAUUAGCAUCCGCACCGCUUCAAGAUGAUAACAGGCCCAGAGCCUUGCGAUGGGCCCAGGCCUUCACGGGGACGAUGCAAACUUUCAAGAGGCGAUUUCGCUCUUGGUUAGAUAGCAAGAACUCCGACGGAGCUGAAGAUCAGCAGGCAUCAGCAUCGUCCGGGGAUGGUGUCCAACUCUUGAGACCGAAGCGUGAAUCCACAUUUAAGGACAACAAGGACGAGCACGUCUUGAACACUUCCCGAUUGGGCGAAGAGCUUCUGACCGAAGCCCUUCAAGGCCAUAAAAUCCGUUCCAUUGAGAAGAAAAUACAAAAACUGAGCCCUGACGAUCAAUUGGUCCAGGCCAUUCUCCGACAUUUCCCAGUUAAUGAGGCACCCAAAGGAUAUUCUGAGCCGAAUGCCGGAAACACAACAGACGGUGAUCGGUCUCCGUCUAAUUUUCCAAUGAUCCGUUCCCAUUCGUUGCAAGAAGCAUCAGAUGUCAAGGCUAUUCGAGAUCAAAAUAACAACAAUCCCCGGAAGAUGUCGUCGAUCAUGUCUGAAGAUGAGGAGGGCGCCUCUGAGGCUGAACCCAGCCCUGUCUCCAAUUCGAGUGUCUCUUCAAUUGGAGACAAAUCCCAUGGGAGCCCCUACCCUGAUCAGAUCGGACACCAAAACCUUCGGCAUGUCCCUUCGAUUGUCUGUCAAUCCUAUGGAGAAGUGUUUGUUACUGUCAUCGUCACGACGACAGUGAAUAUAAUCCUUUUUGUCGGGAUUCAAAUUUGCCGAAAUCUACUUUGGGACGAGAAGUGGAAAUCAUCUUGUUGGGAGGACGAUUUUGGAUUUGAUCGUUUAGUUGACCCGAUCAACCAAUCGGGGGAGCCCUUGUACAUUCAGAUCACUGAUCGGGACAGGCGCUUGUCCAUUUGAGGUGGAAAUUGUGACCAAAUAUAUUCAUUGUGUCUAGUUCAA